Messenger RNA from Engraulis encrasicolus (European anchovy), 1948 nucleotides. RefSeq names its product EEF1A lysine methyltransferase 3-like. Gene Ontology annotation, cellular component: cytoplasm; cytosol. The record is from RefSeq and is a predicted model, not a curated record. Gene Ontology annotation, biological process: peptidyl-lysine methylation. Lineage: Eukaryota; Metazoa; Chordata; Actinopteri; Clupeiformes; Engraulidae. The coding region runs from base 92 to 802 and encodes 236 amino acids. The transcript has 3 exons. Gene Ontology annotation, molecular function: protein-lysine N-methyltransferase activity.
CGUGUACACUCGAUGUAAAUAAUGCCACUUGGCACAGGUAGGCCUACGGUUAUAGGAACAUUUUAUAAACCACGUAUACAUUAGUAAUUACAUGCUUAGUCCAGUCGUCGGUGUUGCAGCUCAGACUAUUGCCGAUAUGAAUGGGGCUCAUAUGGAAGUGUUCCCUGUCGAAGAUGGCUUAUUUGAGGAAACUUUCAUUUCGGAUUCUGUUUACAAAUUCUGUGGCGAGGAGUUUAAAAUCACUCAGGCGUUCAGCGCUAACCUGGGGGUGGCUGCGCCAGUGUGGGACGCUGCUCUCCACUUAUGUCGUUUCUUUGAAGCCAAUGAAGUUCCAUUGAAGGGAAAGAAGAUCAUCGAGUUAGGAGCUGGAACUGGGAUUGUGGGGAUCUUGGCUGCACGGUUGGGAGCUGAUGUAACCAUCACAGAUUUGCCGCUUGCUGUACCACAACUCAAGAUCAAUGUAUCCAACAACACACCUCCAGGGGGCUGGCCCUCCGGCGAGCCCACCGUUGCCCCUCUCUCCUGGGGUCAGGAUCAGGAGAACUUCCCCUCCGACUGGGACCUGGUGCUUGGUGCAGAUAUUGUCUACCUGGCUGACACUUAUCCACUUCUUGUAGAGACUCUCAGUCAUUUGUGCAAGCAUGGAGCGGUGGUGUACCUCUCGUCCAAGAUGCGCAGGGAACAUGGAGCUCCGCGUUUCUUUGAUUAUGACCUGCCUCAAAGGUUCAGUGUUGAGGUGGUGCAACGUGAUGCAGAGCAGAAUAUCAACAUUCACAGGGCAACUAUAAGGAAAGAUGUUUGAUUACAGGGUUCGAACGGGUCAUGGGAUUUCUGAAGAAUGCAGGGAAUUUUUUUUCAAUGGAAGUUAUUCCAAUUAGGGAGGAUCGUGGAAUUUUACACUAUUUUGCAUGCACAAUCAGGGAAUGUCAGGAAAUCUUGAUAACAGUGCACAGGGAGUGUAAUUUCAAAGCUGGCAGUGAAUCAUUAUUUCUUACAGUUUUCGUUGUAUUGUGUUGUUUUUGUUUUGUCUAAGACAUCUCAAGAAGCUUGCAUCAAUCAGGAAAACAUGCCUGGUCAAUGCAGGUUCCAAGACUGGAUAUUUCAAAGUGAUCACCACAGAGCUUUUUUUUACAUCAAUAUGUUGGGCAUGGCAUUACUAACCUGGUUCUCACGCAGAUGGUUGUUACCAACGAAGUUGGGUGAAAAUACACAAGGGUCUGCGUGAGAACCAUGCUAGGGCAUUACAGGUGGACAUGGACUUUCUCUUUUAUGGUCAGGGAAAGUCGUGGAAUUUCAUUUUGUUUCAUUUCAUUGAAGGACCCAGGAGUGAAGAGCGUGCCUUAAAAUUCAGUGGGUGUCUUAAAGAAGAUUAUGCUCAUGCAUGUUAAUUAUAUUUUCAUAACCAAAGAAGUUUUAAUAACAGUGUACACACAUUGGUUUUACAUUCCAAAUUAGUUCAGCUGAUCAGUUUGUUGUAGUGGUCUUUACAAACCAAAAUAGUUGCUGUGGCACAAACAAGUACAUUAUGUAUACUGUAUGUUAAGUUAUUGAAUAAUUUAAAAAUCACCAUUUUAAGGUAAACGAGAUAGGAACUAGGGUACUAUAUGGACAGUGUUGCCCUUCAUUUGUUGAAUCCACUGUGUGGGAAUUUGAAGAUGUCCAGUCAGUAUGACUGAAAUUUGAUACAAGUUAUGAUGCAUUACAAUAAUGUUGUGUCUCUCUGUAAAUUACCCUGAAAGUGCUAUGGCACAUGAUUAAAGUAUGGCUGGUUGACCCGUCCAAACGUCCAACCUUUUUUUUUUUGUCCACACAGGCAGAUUUCGCUAUCAGUAGAACCCCUGUUGCUAAACGACUGGAUCCUUUCAUCCUGUCCCCCGUCCUGCUCUGUGCUGAUGCACAGGAUUUCUGUUCAGAGAGAAAAGCCUGUUUGUUCCGCUGGGGAGUUUGA